Messenger RNA from Cyclopterus lumpus (lumpfish), 4592 nucleotides. It is a transcript of the gene palb2, whose product is annotated as partner and localizer of BRCA2. Gene Ontology annotation, molecular function: protein binding; DNA binding. The coding region runs from base 57 to 4226 and encodes 1389 amino acids. The record is from RefSeq and is a predicted model, not a curated record. Lineage: Eukaryota; Metazoa; Chordata; Actinopteri; Perciformes; Cyclopteridae. Gene Ontology annotation, cellular component: nucleoplasm. Gene Ontology annotation, biological process: double-strand break repair via homologous recombination. The transcript is spliced from 14 exons.
GGAAAUUGGAACUAAAUCGAUAACCGGCCGGUCGAACUUCAAAAUACGAGUUUUCCAUGGACGGGUCCGUGGUGCCGCUGUCGUGUGAGCACAAUGGAGGACACAGUGGAGACACAAUGCACUGUGAGGAGCAGCUUAGGACCACAUUGCACUGUGAUGACAAGGAAAAGCUUCGUAGGAAGUUGGCCCUGUUACAGAGGGAGUACCUCAGGACAGCCGAGAGGCUACAGCGCGCUGAGCGUUUGGACGCAGUGAGGAGCGGGAGCGGUCGGCGGGACCGGGACCGGAGAGACCCAGAGGUGACAUCCAACCCCUGUCUCGGGCCGUCGCCACUGAUACCGAACACCACCGGCGGGACAGCCCCAAGCGCCCCUCGGUGCCAGGGACACACCUCUCCAGCUGGUUCGGAUGCCUCCAGGAGGAGCCAGGUGAUCCGGUUCCUGCUCCCCUCUGAUGCUGCUAGCCCACAGACCCUAGACCCCAGGCAUGACCCGGCUAACGGUCACAGACCCAGUCCUGCCUUGCGCCUCAGGUCACGACGCAGUCGCCUGCGCUGGGAAAGCAGGAGCGCUGAGGCUGGCAGGAGCGCGGACGACAACAGCGAGGAAAGACAGGAGCAGAGUGAAAGGAUGGAGACCGUUGGAGUCAAAACGGAGGGAACGAAGGUUGUGAAUGAGAGCGAAGUGCUGUUUCCUUGUGACGACUCUGAGUCUCCAUCCCUGCUGCUUUCACACUGGAACACUUGUGGACAAAUUGAAACGGGAGAUAACAAGGGGAACGAGAAAGAGGGACAACAAGCACUAAGGGGAAAGGACGGCGAGCUCGCAUGUUGGAACGCUGCGAUACGCGCCGAAGAAAGGGAACAAGAUGGCGCCAAAAAUGGAACAAGGACAGAGGGAGGAGAGGAAUGUGGGAAUAGCGGAGAUGAUGGAAGGUUAUUUGAAGACAGCAGUAAUAAAGAUACAGGAAAAAAUGCGGGAGAGCAAAUAGAAAGGGAAAAAAGUCACGAUAAUACAGCUGAAAUAAAAGAAGAGAACAGUGAGCUGGUUGGAGGAGCGCGUGAUGUAAAGGGAGUCAGUCUCCUGGACUCCUGCACCUCAGUAGAAGGACUACUUUACCCAGCAGAGUACUACGUCCGGACCACCAGGCGGAUGACAUUGUCCCAGAGCCAGCCUGACAUGCAGGCCGUCACUCUCUCCCAGCUGAGCAUGGGACGACGCCGCAGGAGCCGGGGCAGAGGGUUGAACGGGCGCACACACGGCCACGAACGUCCAGACGAACACACUCCGACGGGAUUGUCCUCGCCAACGUCUGCAUCCGCGGGCCCCAGUAUGGAGCCAAGUAGUCGGAGCUCCAGUGAGAUCUCGAGUCAAAUCGACAUGGAAGGUUGUUUUCCGCCCGCGGUCGCCGCUGCUCGUCCGGCAAGAGGAAGGAGGAAGAGAAGCGGUCGGGGCAGAGGGAGACCUCAGACCCCACGAUGCCCUCUUACCUUAAACACACGUCAACAAGUAGGAGAUCCCCAGCCCGCCGGCUCCCUAGUCUCCUCCUCCCCGUCUCUCCGUGGAGCUGAUGGACCACCAAAGCCCUGCAUCACUCCGGGGGAAGCCGUUCCAGUGCAGGACGACCCCCAGCCUGCGUCCACAGCCACACAGCCUUCCUCUGGAGGUGAUGCCACUCAACCGAGCUCUGCCUCUGGACAGCUUAAGAAGGUCUUUCCCAUCUUUCUGACGAGGACGGACGGAUGCCGACUGACGAGAAGCACGGCGAGCUGGCGAUCUCUCCUCUUGCCCUCCUCGCCACCCGGCACGGCGCCUCUGCUUCCUCUCCCGUCUCUGUUCCCCGGCCCGCUGCUCAGCAACCUGGUGAACUUCGACAUCCUGCAAGACUUCCAUCUCCCCGACGACCAGUUCGCCUCCCUGAAGCUGCACAAGCUCCGCCAAGUCGCUCUGGAUUCGAGAGUUGAACAUUUGUCCUACAACACGCGCGGGUGCAACCGGCGCUCCGACACUCGCCGCAGCGGCUCAGUGAUGCCGCUUCCACUCCCGCUCACCCUCACGCCCACCAUCUCAAAUUCGCCCAGUCCCACUGAAGCGAAGCGAGCUGCUGCUGCUGCUGCUGCUGCUGCUGCUGCUGCGCGGUCCGCAGACCUUCAAAACGUGUCACUGGAAUACAAGCUUAUGGAUGAAUUGGCUGAGGAGACACCUCAACGAGAUAUUACGGAUAUUACGCAGAUUGAAAACCUUUACCCAGCGUGCCAGACGUGCACCCCCUCGACAGAAUCGGCGUCAGUGGUCCAAGAUUGUGCCGCCGAUUGCGUCGAUCAAUAUGAAGAACAAGAUACUGCGAGUGUGGACCACCCCGUCAAACCGCCGCUUCACUUGGACUCUGCAAACACACCUGCUGGCAAAGAGAAUGAUGAUGUCACCGGACCCUCAGAUGAGUUUUCUGUAAUUUCAUCAGAAGAACGAACAGAUUGCCCUGGUUCAGGCCCCGCUUUGGAAGAUCAGAGGUCUAGGAACCACAGAACAGAGGACAAAUGUAUCAUCAGGACUCUUUCCUUUGAUUGCCUUGUACAGAAACUCCCCGAGGAGCCUUCGAACAGCUGCGCCGCUGCACAGUUACAUAACGACAGCGGCGCUCCAGGGGAAUCUCCUGUGCAGCGUCUGCGUGUGAAAUCUCCCGCUGAAGACUCAAAGGAAAACUUUGAACCCGCCGCAAGUCCUCCCGCGGACGGAUCGGGGGCAAAUCGAACACGCGUGCGAGUCCCGUCUCAGCUCCUGCUGAGUCCUCCUCUGGUAUCGGCACCCUGCCCCUUGAUGACCCCACACCUGCACUCCUCUGCUCUCCUCUCCAGCCCCACGAUGCCAUCACUAGGACUCAGCCCCCACCCCCUCCGUGCCACCCUCCCUCCGCCCUCCUCUCCCGCCGCCCCAGCUCUCACUCCCGCUCAUGGCCCGGCCACCGAGGCCCUCUCCCCUCCCGAGCUCGCUCCCUGUCCGUCAAUCCCCCCGAGCCGGCCGACCCCCUUCCCCACCGCUCAGAUAAAAGCUUUGUCUGAGCCGUCGUCUCAGCUGCCGUCGUCUCAGCCGCCGUCUUCAGGCGAUCAGUCCCACGGGGUUGAACCUCCGAACUGCCCAACGCUUUCCAGCGUCCAGUCCCAGGGAUCGGGUGGGCGGGUGGAGACAGCGGAGGAACACAUGAUGAGAUGCACACACACGCUGAAGGCCCCGGCAGGAGGCUGUCUGGUGGAUGCGUGCUGUCUGCGCGGAUCCUCGGGUGCUUUGUGUGUGGCAGCAGCCGGCUCGUGGGCCGUGUGUCUCUGGACUUGGACCUCAGCUGCUGAUUGGACACUAACACACACCUGGGCCUUCGAUAAGCCAGUGAUCAAUGUGUUCCCUGUCCCGAAUGCUGCCGGGCUGGUGUGUGUGACUCUGGGUCAGUUGGAAAUCAGAGAAGUGAGGAUGCUGUCGUGUUACAGCCUCUCACAGGCGCUGCUCUGUGAGGGCGUAGUUCAGGCCGUCGUGGGCGUGUCCCGGUCCAGAGUGGUCACAUCUUCCCACUCGGCAUCUGGUUCCACCUUGCGGGUGUUUACGCCGUCAGACUGUGGCAGCACAUCGACGAGCUCUCAGCCUCUCGCGUCUCCCGGCGUUUGUGUCGGGGCUCUCGCUCCAGUAGACGCACUUUUAGAUGCUCUGAUCGGCUCAAACGAGGCCGGGCGCCUCUUCGUCUGGAAUUUAAAGACCGGACAGCUGCUGCGGAGAAUCCUCCUCGGAGACGGUUUAUCCCACACGGCCUGUCUCAGAGGAUUCUCCUCCUGUGGAGCGCUGUUCGUCCUGCUGCAGCACCAGUCGCUCAGCUCCCCGGAGGGCGGAGCAACGGAGGAGGCCGAGGAGGGGAAGAAGGCCGCCCUGUUCUCGCUGGUCGCCGUCAACCCCGUGAGUGGAAAAUGCGCCCUGGCUUCUCGACUGUUUCCGCCCGAAGCGUGGUCUGGCAGGCUGUGCGAGGCCGACGUUGGCGGCUCCAGCGUGGUGGGCCUGAGUCAGAGCGGCUGCGUGUGCGUGUGGGAGCUCGGGCGCCGGGGCGCCUCGAGGACGGUGGCGCCCGGCGGCGACGGCUGGCAGCUCGCUCGAUGGGGGGAAGGAGGUACGCUGGUGACUGGUCAUCACAGCGGAGACGUGACUUUACACUGUCCGGGUCAGACUUCACUCUGCGACUGCACUACGUAAAGACUCCCUUUUUAUAAAAAAUUUAAAAAAGCAUCUUUCUGUCGCUGUAUGAAUGUUUACGUAAAGAUUUUAAAGUUUUAAAAUACUUCGGUCAUACACGUGGUUCUGUGGCUUCCCUUCCCCCAGCUUGUCGAACAGGAGUGUAACCUCUAGACAACCGUACUACUAAAAUAAAUACAUGUAUUUACUGUAAACUGAGCAGAUUCAACAAGUCACUUGUAAAAUAACGUAAUCUGUUUUUCUUCCGGCCUGUAAAAAUGUCCACACUGUUUUUAGAUAUUACUUGAAUAGAUUGUUAUACGUCUUUAUAUUUCAGGAAAAAGAAAGUUUGUUUUUAUAAUUUGCAUUAAACAUUUGUGUAUUCUG